Messenger RNA from Nicotiana attenuata, 2297 nucleotides. RefSeq lists its product as uncharacterized. The record is from RefSeq and is a predicted model, not a curated record. NCBI's taxonomy places the organism in Eukaryota, Viridiplantae, Streptophyta, Magnoliopsida, Solanales, Solanaceae. The transcript is spliced from 12 exons. Bases 155 to 1816 code for a protein of 553 amino acids.
UAUAACUGAUAGGUCAUGCUCGCGCCUCUCCCCGGCCUUUUUGAGCCUCCAUUAUUAGCUAACCAAAAUCUCCCUCCCCCCCUCUCUCUAGAAUAAAACCCCAAAUCUUGACUUCGGGCAGAAUAUUGUCCAAGUUAGGGUGGUGAAGUUGGGGAUGGAGGAAAAGGAUCAGCAGCCACCAGCAUCUAAGAUACAGAUAUACCCCACCUCCACUGGUGAAAUCUCUCCCUUUUGGCGAGAGAAGUAUGAAAGAGAUGCAAAGAAGUACUGGGAUAUCUUUUACAAGCGCCAUCAAGACAAAUUCUUUAAAGACAGGCACUACCUGGACAAAGAAUGGGGCCAAUACUUCUCUGGGACUGACGGGAAAGUCAUACUUGAGGUUGGCUGUGGGGCUGGAAAUACCAUCUUUCCUUUGCUUGCUACAAUACCAAAUAUAUUUGUCCAUGCCUGCGAUUUUUCACCUCGAGCUGUGAACUUAGUUAAGUCGCACAAGGAUUUUGAUGAUGCUCGGGUGAAUGCAUUUGUCUGUGAUCCAACCGUUGAUGACCUGAUCCAGUAUAUUUCUCCUUCAUCAGUGGAUGUUGUUACCAUGAUAUUUGUUCUAUCUGCAGUAUCCCCUGAGAAGAUGCCUCUGAUGUUACAAAACAUCAGAAAAGUUCUGAAGAAAGAUGGCUGUGUCUUAUUUCGUGACUAUGCAACUGGUGACCUUGCACAGGAAAGGCUUAUUUCCAAGGAACAAAAAAUCAGUGAUAACUUCUAUGUUCGGGGUGAUGGGACUCGGGCUUUCUACUUUUCUGAUGAGUUCUUAGUGAAUCUCUUCAAUGAAAAUGGUUUUGAUUCUGAGGAGCACAUCUUGUGUUUCAAGCAAGUGGAAAAUCGGUCAAGGGAGUUAGUGAUGAAUAGGCGUUGGGUUCAAGCUGUAUUUCGUGUCGGUAGUGGGAAAUCUGGAGGGAAAACUGAAAGCAAGGUGAGAUUCCUUGGUAAGGAUAAUGACAAGCCUGAAAUACAAAAAGUUUCCCUUGAACACUCUGCAAAUGAGACUGAAGUUGAUAUCUCCGACGGGAUGGCUCUUGAAAUGUUUGGUAUUUCAUCUCCCAAGGAGGAGAUUCUUGAUGUCAUCUCCAGAGACUAUUCUUUCAAGAUAAAUGUCCUCUCAAAAGAGUAUCAGCAUACCUGCAAAUCAACUGGCUUAAUGUUAUGGGAAUCAGCUCGGCUUAUGGCUUCUGUCCUUGCUACUAACCAGACCAUUGUUUCAGGCAAAAGUGUUUUAGAGCUGGGUUGUGGAUGUGGGGGCAUUUGCUCCAUGGUUGCUGCUAGAUCUGCUAAUCUUGUGGUUGCCACUGAUGGAGACACAAAAGCACUUGAUCUAUUAAACCAGAAUGUCGCUCUGAAUCUCCAACCAUCAACUCGUGCAAGUCUAAUAACAAAAAAGCUUGAGUGGGGAAAUAGAGAUGAUGUAGAGGCUAUCAAAAGGCUAAAUGAUAGAGGUUUCGAUGUCAUAAUAGGCACAGAUGUCACGUAUGUUGCUGAUGCAAUCUCUCCUUUGUUUGCAACUGCAAAAGAGCUGAUCCGAUCUGGCAGAGGCGAUAAGGAGGAUUGCACACCAGCUCUAAUCCUUUGUCACGUCUUUCGCAGAGUUGAUGAACCAUCUAUACUUUCAGCAGCGUCAGAAUUUGGUUUCAGGUUGGUGGAUAGGUGGCCGCUUACCCCCACUAGCACACCUCAGAACAUUAUCCAAAGCUGGUUCUCCCAGGGCAACCUUGAAGCUUGUGUUCCCACCACUGCACUGAAUAUUCUGUAUUUCCACAAGUUUUAGGUUUAAAUCUUGGAGGAAUUUUAUUUUCUGCAUCCAGGGAAAGGGGAAAUGUACCAGAAGGCUGCUCAAGAGUUCUUCGGUCCUGGUUCUUGGCGCUGCCCAGUAUUUAACCCUUCAAGGCUUCGAGCAUUGAAUCUGUGCUUGUGUUAGCGCGUUCCUUAUCAGCAAAUUGAUUUGCAUGUAGCUAAAUAUGCUAUUGUUAUCGUUAGGAAGUUGAAGCUGUUCUUAUGGGAAAGGUAGUGAUACCAUUCUCUCUUGGAUGCAUUCUUUCCCUUUGUUGUCUUGAUUGUUUACCAAGAUUCAGGAAGUUUUUUAGUUGCCCAAACUGAACCAUGUUUACUUAAUAUUGUUGUGUUAUAGUGAAACCCUUAUAUCUCUUGAAUGCUUGCUAUCCCUUGCUGUCUUAGUUACCAAGAUUCAGGAACCUUUUCAUUGACCAAAUUGACCAUAUACUUCAUAUUGGUUUGUUAUGAUGCUGAAA